Messenger RNA from Diprion similis, 1518 nucleotides. RefSeq lists its product as uncharacterized. The record is from RefSeq and is a predicted model, not a curated record. The transcript has 3 exons. Lineage: Eukaryota; Metazoa; Arthropoda; Insecta; Hymenoptera; Diprionidae. The coding region runs from base 507 to 908 and encodes 133 amino acids.
CCGGGCCAGGGGCGGGCGGUUGGUAACGCUCGGUCAGCAGUUCUCGGGAGAUGUUCACCAGGCAGACUUAAUCUUCGAUUCUUGAUGGGAAAGAUUAAUCGGGCAACGCGAUAACGACGACACAUCGCCGUUGGUCACACCAUAAUUAUUAUUAAUCAUUAUUACUUACACACACCCUCGACGACCGACGACAUGGAUCAAAACGCGCAGGCGCACUCUCAGAGUGAAAGUGGAUCAAGUCCUCGCGGUGUUCCUAAUUCGAAUUCAAAUUAAAGUUCAAACUUUCCGUUUGUCGGUGAAAUCGAACGCAUUUAAGUACGCUACGCCAGCAGAUUCAAAUAAAGUAGCAAUCGACCGUAUGGGGGAAAGGCAAAACGUUUCCCUCCGUUUUUUAGAGCCUGAAUCUCAAAUCUAGAGCGAAGUAGACGCCACAAAGAAGGGCGUGAGGGCCGGACGAACGUUCGAAAUUUAAAUUCACGCGCGAAAAUCGCGGUUAACCUUUAAACAUGCUGUGGUCGGAUCCGGACGAGGAAGAGGAGGCUCUGCUUUGCAGCCCUGCGCUGAUGGCACGGAGGGCAUCCGAAUCGUGGAUAGUCGCUCCUCCCGUUGAGGCGAUGCCGGUAACCGCAAUGCCUCUGCAACGUAAGAAAUCACUACCAGACGUUGCCCAGCCAAUUCAACUCACCGCAAGCUCGCCUCUGUCACGGGAAGAAGUGAGCGUCCUCAGCAGCGCGCGUCGCGAAGAAAUCAGGAGACAGAUUGACGAGGGCGAGAGGCUCAGGGCCAACCCCUUACUUUACCUCGUCAGCCCCCAGGUUAAAGAUUGGUUUUCUCGUCAACAGUUGGUGAUGCUGGUACUUUUCAUCAACAUAUCUCUUGCCCUGAUGUUCUUCAAAUUGUUGACGUAGCAGACGGGUGGUGAUUUCUUGACCGGCAAAAACGAAAGAAUAACGAAAGAAAAAACUAAGAAAGCACUCGACACCAGCAACGUCAUCGUAAUCAUAAUCAUCAUCGUGAUAAUUAUCAUCCACAUUCAUACGAUAAUAAUAAUGUCUAUAAUGAUACAAUAAUAUUAAUAGUAAUAAAAUGCUGCCGUACGAAAAGAAUUGUAAAAAAAAAAAAACAUCGGCUGUGAGGAUUUUCACAUCGCAAAAAUUAUUAAAUUAUAUAAUCGUGAAAACAAGACAGAAACGAUUGCAGCGAGAAUCGAGGAACAGGAAUAGGAGUUUAUCGACAAAAUGCGACGAUGCAAUUUUGAAAUUCCGAAUAAAAAAGAAGCCGGGAGCUGCGAAUAAGGGUUGGACCGAAAUCUAGGGAGCGAAAGCGAUACGUGCGAACACAGCUGCAAUUGCGCAUCCGUGCAAACGAUUACAAUACCGGUUAUGUUAUUAUACGGUAAACUAUGUGUACCUUAUAAUUUUUUUUUGUUGUAUGUGUACUAUGGAUGUGCACUAUCGAGGAAGAGGAAGAAAAUUAUGCGGACGUAGAAUCGCGUUUGAUUCUCCUACACAGUGAAAU